UAGUAGUGAGUGUUCAUUCAUAACGUUACCUGUUGUCAACAUAAGAAAGUAGAACGCUUGUGAACAAUUCCAUCCAAACAUUCCUUUUCGAUCUCAUGUUUUUUAAACGUUUUUGUAAUAGAAUUUAAUAAAACAGUUAGAGUAGUAUGCUGCACAAUUAUAUUUUAGUGGUAUUAUUGCUCUCCGUACGUACCGGAUUCAGUGGAGACGAUGUGUGUACGUCCCAAGCGUCGUGUGCGGAAGAACAAUCUACUCAUCUUUACAAAGCAUCUGAUAGUAAAACAAUCUCGGCAAUCGAAGAAGCACUGGCUGCGUAUACGCCCUGCCGGAAAGCAAACUGCUCAUGUCACGCCGACGUACUGAAGGCUGACUUGCGACCGUUUCGAACCGGCAUCACCCGGCAGAUGAUCGAGCGAGCACGUUCCUAUGGCACUAAAUAUCAAGUCAUAAACCAUCGACUGUUUCGCCAGAAAGAUUGCAUGUUUCCUGCGCGCAACUCGGGUGUAGAGCAUUUCAUCAAACCACACUUGGCCGACCUGUCCGACAUGGAGCUAAUCAUCAACUGCCGUGAUUGGCCACAAAUCAGUCAACACUGGGGUCAUCAGGAAAAAAUACCCGUGCUCUCUUUCAGCAAAACCGAAAGCUAUCUGGACAUAAUGUACCCAACAUGGGCCUUCUGGGAGGGAGGUCCUGCUAUAUCUCUUUACCCAAAGGGUCUCGGACGUUGGGAUCAGCACCGCAAUUCGGUUGGGAAAACAGCUCAGCAACAGUGGCCUUGGAACAAGAAAAAGGAUAAAGCUUUUUUUCGUGGAUCGAGAACAUCCGAUGAGCGGGACGCACUAGUUUUACUCUCACGACGAUUACCAGGACUGGUCGACGCUAAGUAUACAAAAAAUCAAGCUUGGAAAUCAUCACAAGAUACGCUGAAUGCGGAACCGGCUAAGGAGGUUAGCUUGCAAGACCACUGCCAGUAUAAGUAUUUAUUCAAUUUUAGAGGUGUAGCUGCCAGCUUCCGCUUCAAGCAUCUCUUCUUGUGUAAAUCUUUGGUUUUCCAUGUAGGCCAUGAAUGGCAAGAGUUUUUCUAUCCCUCGCUGAAACCUUGGGUACACUACGUACCGGUAAAGGUUAACGCAAGUCAGGAUGAACUGGAGGAACUAAUUCGGUUCUUUAAGGAACAUGAUCAGCUAGCACAAGAAAUAGCUACACGUGGCUACGAGCACAUUUGGAACCAUUUAGAUAUGAACGAUAUCAAGUGUUACUGGAAAAGAUUGCUGAAGAGGUACGGUAAACUAACGAAGUACGAAGUGCAACGAGAUGCGGAUUUCAUUGAAAUAUUCUGAGACAAGUCGGAGUCAGGUUAAUUACGAAUCUCGUGAGCAUAUAAAACUUUUCUGUUGCGAAGCAUUGAAAUUUUAUUUCUAUGACAUCUCAUGCGGUUAUUUUAAAAUAUAUAAAAAGUCUCUCUA
Messenger RNA from Wyeomyia smithii (pitcher-plant mosquito), 1466 nucleotides. RefSeq names its product O-glucosyltransferase rumi homolog. Bases 147 to 1340 code for a protein of 397 amino acids. The transcript is spliced from 2 exons. Gene Ontology annotation, cellular component: endomembrane system. Gene Ontology annotation, biological process: protein O-linked glycosylation; positive regulation of Notch signaling pathway. The record is from RefSeq and is a predicted model, not a curated record. NCBI's taxonomy places the organism in Eukaryota, Metazoa, Arthropoda, Insecta, Diptera, Culicidae. Gene Ontology annotation, molecular function: UDP-xylosyltransferase activity; UDP-glucosyltransferase activity.